CGACGCCGAAUGUACGUGUAGCAACUGUCGGAGAGAAACCCAAAGAGGAAUUAUCAAAAUCUACCAAAAAAUUGAAGUCCAUGAUUGUCUCAAUCUUCUGGGACUUCAGAUAAAAAUAGGAAAUAUAGAGAGUUGUAUCAAAGGAACUUCUGAUGGGGAGAAGAUGAGCAUGGAGGACAUUAACAAGUUUAAGGUUCCUUUGAAAUUGUUGUGUGGCGCAGCCUGUGCUGUUACUUUAGUAUUGUGCCAAGUGGAGAAGAAAGCCAAGGGAAAACGCAUAUUGCCAUCAAAAGCUGUGAAAGAGGGGGCUGUUGCUGCCACUACCGCAGUAGCUGCCAUAGUGCUGAUGACUGUGACAGAGGGGACUGCUGAAAACGUAUCAGAUAUUCUCAUUCGGAUGUUUUACAUGAGAAGAACUCCGCCCAAAUUUCUCUUUGUGGAUGUGUUGAAGGCAUUGGCAAAGAAUGAUGAUGAUAUGUACAAUCAAAAUCUGAAACAUCACAGUCUCAUGGAGGUUAUGAUGAUGCGUGGUGGCACAAUAUUUACUCAGCCUGGCUGGUGGCCACACAAGAGAGACUUGAUCUUCAAGUAAAGAGAAAUAGUUUUGAAAAUGGUCUUUUGGAGGUUCAUGUUGGCAUGAUUGUAUUUUGGAGUAGAGGGAGGGAGAAGAAAAUUGAUAUGGUGCCAGUUUCAAUCUACUGGAGAGAAUAUUUGAGCUAUAGAAAACUUGAGGCAAGAAGUAGUGCUGGGUCUUGCAUGUUCUUUAAUCUGUAUGGUGGAAGAGUUGACUUUUGGUUAAAGGAUUUUUGUUUACGACUUUUUAAUUCCUAUAGCAACCUGCAUAGGUAGAUGUUUGUCUGUUUGAUGCUUUGGAACUUGUGGAUACUUGAUUGAGUUUGGUUGUGCUUCAAUUAAAGUCUGUUGAAUUAUAUGCUCUUUGCAAUAAAGUCAUUAGCGUCUGGAGCUGAAAAAUGGAUUGUCAAAGAAGAAAAACAGGUGAAAGGUGGUGGCUUUUCUUAUCUUUCUCCCCUGCAAUCAAGGGAAAUUUGUAGUGUUUCUUACUUUUGCAUCAAAGUAUAGUCACAAAACACUAUCUUGUGCUGAAUUAUUAUAUGGGUUAUUCUUGAAAAGGUUGCAAUCCGCUUUGGUGGGUCAUUCCAGUAAGCAAAGGUUUUUUCCUACCUUAGCCAAGAAAAUUGUUCUGUUAGGCGCACUAUCAUCCCAUCACAUGAAGUAUUGCAUUUGGUAUGUCCUUAGGUUUUUGUUGCUGCCUUUAAAAGAUGUAGACAGGUGCAUUGUAUUUGUGUCCAACCACAUUUCCUUAUCUCAUAUAGGUUGAGAUUGGGUGAGUGCCUGGGUGGUCACUGGUUGAAGUCCCAUUUGGAUACAUGUACUGAAUUGUUUGUUUAUGCCCUCGCAAGUAUUUU
Messenger RNA from Rubroshorea leprosula, 1427 nucleotides. The record is from the annotation of a GenBank genome assembly. Lineage: Eukaryota; Viridiplantae; Streptophyta; Magnoliopsida; Malvales; Dipterocarpaceae.